Molecule: messenger RNA, 1710 nt
Organism: Diospyros lotus (date-plum)
Lineage: Eukaryota; Viridiplantae; Streptophyta; Magnoliopsida; Ericales; Ebenaceae
Product: BTB/POZ and MATH domain-containing protein 2-like
Exons: 5
Coding region: 236-1465 (409 amino acids)
Biological process (GO): protein ubiquitination
Molecular function (GO): protein binding
Source: RefSeq, a predicted model, not a curated record
UUCAUGAACUUUCCUUUUCCGUUCACUCUCUCUCUCUCCCUCUCUCCACCUUUUCCUGAAACCCUAGAAAUUUCAUCUUCGGGAAUUGCAGAACCUCAUUCAGAAGAGCCCUAGGUUUGCUCAAAAUUCCGAGUCGAAGCCCGAAAUUCCAAGUCGAAGCCAGCUAAUUACGUUUCGGUUUUUUCCUUGAGUAUUGGGUUGGGGAACCGUCCGAAAUUGCUUUCGACGAUUGUGCAUGGGCAUGGGUAGGGUUUACAGAGAAACCUCCAAGCCCUCGUCAUCUUCGUCAGCGCCAUCGCCACCUGCGAUCACCACUUCGACGUCAAUCACCGAGACUGUAAAUGGGUCGCACCAAUUCAAGAUAGCUGGGUACUCGCUGUCGAAGGGAAUAGGGAUCGGCAAGUAUGUAGCGUCCGAUACAUUCGUAGUCGGUGGUUAUGCGUGGGCGAUCUACUUCUAUCCCGACGGAAAAAGUUUAGAAGACAAUGCGGCGUACGUAUCGCUGUUCAUCGCUCUUGCUAGCGAAGGGACGGAUGUCAGGGCGCUUUUUGAACUCACCCUUUUGGACCAAAGUGGGAGGGACAGGCACAAGGUUCACAGCCAUUUUGGGAGGCCAUUGGAGAGUGGUCCAUACACGCUCAAAUAUCGCGGAAGCAUGUGGGGUUAUAAGCGGUUUUUCAAGAGAACUCUUCUUGAGACAUCUGACUACCUAAAAGAUGAUUGCCUUUUAGUUCGUUGCAGCGUUGGUGUUGUAGGGUCAUACACAGAGGGCCCUAAGAUAUACACCAUCCCAGUGCCCCCAUCAAACAUUGGCCAGCAAUUUGGGCAGCUACUAGAAAAUGGAAAGGGCACAGAUGUGAACUUUGAAGUUAAUGGAGAGAUCUUUUCUGCCCACAAGUUGGUACUUGCAGCUCGCUCACCUGUUUUCAGGGCUCAACUUUUUGGCCCCAUGAAGGAUCAAAAUACACAGUGCAUAAAAGUUGAAGACAUAGAGGCUCCAGUUUUUAAGGCUUUACUUCAUUUUAUAUACUGGGAUGAAUUGCCUGACAUGGAAGAACUUACUGGUUUGAAGUCGAAAUGGGCUUCUGCUUUGAUGUCUCAGCAUUUGCUUGCUGCUGCUGAUCGUUAUGGUUUGGAGAGGCUCAGGUUGCUAUGUGAGUCUAAUCUUUGCAACAAUGUUGCCAUAAACACUGUGGCAACAACAUUAGCGCUGGCAGAGCAGCAUCAUUGUUUCCAAUUGAAAUUCAUGUGCCUCAAGUUUGUUGCAAUGCCUGAAAAUCUCAGAGCUGUGAUGCAGACAGAUGGCUUUGAAUACUUGAAGGUGAGUUGCCCGUCUGUUCUGACUGAACUCUUGGAGUAUGUGGCAAGGAUCAGUGAGCACUCUAUCCUUUCGACCAAGCAUGGGAAUGAAGCUGCCCUAGAUGGCAGCGACGUCAAUGGUAGACGCGUGAAGCAAAGGCUGUGACUAGCCCAAAAUAGUACAAAGAGUCCCUGUGGUUAUAAACCUUUCCCCAGUUUCGGCUUAUUGUCAAACAAACCUCUCUAGAGAUGUAAAUUUAGCCCUCCGAUGCCCGCCCUUGUCUGUCUUAUAAUGUCUUGUAAUCAAAAAAGGUCUCUCCUAGUUGGUAUUCUCCCAUCCCUCCCUUGUGGCCAUUGAAUGAUUUGGAAAUUUGUAUGGUUGCCUUAAAUACUCAAUUCAUCAGGAUAUAA